This is a messenger RNA of Pogonomyrmex barbatus (red harvester ant), 580 nucleotides long. RefSeq names its product dystrobrevin binding protein dysbindin (gene Dysb). Gene Ontology annotation, biological process: negative regulation of protein kinase activity. Gene Ontology annotation, cellular component: cytoplasm. NCBI's taxonomy places the organism in Eukaryota, Metazoa, Arthropoda, Insecta, Hymenoptera, Formicidae. The record is from RefSeq and is a predicted model, not a curated record.
AUGUCGGAAUUUCUUAAUAGCGAGAGCCCUAGUACGAUGCAUUCAAGUAUCCCUUAUUUGGACGGUCUUCAUAAAAACGAGGACGUCACGUUCAUCGACGAGAUGGAUCCAAUCAGGAGAAGGAGAAAAGAGAUGUUGUACGAUAAGUUGCACAGAGGUUUUGUGAAAGUCUGUAUGGGUGUCACAUUGGUCAGUGGCCUUUUGUUGGGGUAUAAGGUCUAUGAAUACUUUCGAUAUAUUCGGCCUCUGCAUCAAGCGCAAACUAAAUUGGCCCAGGAUGAACUCUUGCUUGAAGGCAGAAGCAUAGAAGAUUCUCCAGAUAUAAAAUUGUCAACAUAGUUGAAUAUCAUACAAUUAAGAUAUAUGUAUGAGCAGUUGUUUCAAUAUACAGGAAAAGAAUAAAAAUUAAAUGUCACGAGAUGGAACAAUAUGUAUUUUUGAAAAUCAGAAUGUAUUUAAAGACCUGUAUGGACUAUAAAUGAAUUUGUGUAUAUAUGUUUUAUGUAGUUAAUGUAAAAAUUGAAAUUGUGUUUAUUAUUUGUAAAUAAACUUGAUCAAUUUAUUAGAUAUGUAUAACAGA